Colletotrichum aenigma is the source of this 1971-nucleotide messenger RNA. RefSeq lists its product as uncharacterized. The transcript has 3 exons. The record is from RefSeq and is a predicted model, not a curated record. Lineage: Eukaryota; Fungi; Ascomycota; Sordariomycetes; Glomerellales; Glomerellaceae. The coding region runs from base 1 to 1971 and encodes 656 amino acids.
AUGUUCACAGCCACCGCGGGCUACGCCGCCUGGCGGUACUUCCACCGCCAGCCAGAGAAGAAUUUAAAGACCACAGCGCGACCCAUCGCCCAGACUGACCAGCCUCUGGAAACCUUGGAUCGGCAACAGGUUGAACAAAACCCCCGCGAUGCUGCCAAGCGCCAAGGACUUUCUCGCAAGCGGAUCAUCAUCUGCUGCGACGGCACCUGGCAGACUUCGGCCACGGGUCGGAAGAACGUCCCCUCCAACGUCACACGUCUAGCACGCUCUAUUGCCCACAACAAGAACCAGACGGGCAGUGAUGAUGGAAACUCUCCCGAGGAAGAUCUCCAGCAAAUUGUCUACUACAGCCCCGGUAUCGGCACCGGCGACGGCGUCAACAUCCUCGAGAAGACCCGUCAGGCAACCUUUGGCGAUGGACUUGUGUCCGACGUCAUCAAGGCCUACUCAUUCGUCGUCAUGAACUAUUCUCCUCUCGAUGAAAUAUACUGCUUCGGAUUCUCGCGAGGCGCCUACACCGCCCGUGCGGUGGCUGGUCUCAUCACGGACAUUGGCAUCAUCAAGCCCCAAGAGUUGGACGAUUUCCCGGAGCUCUACGCGCUGUACCGGAAGUGCGGCAACAAUGACAGCUUCAGGUUCCGCCAGUCUCCAGAGUAUCGACAGUGGAUCAUGGGCAUCAGGAAGAAGGGUUUUGAGUACCUGGUCCAGAACCCUGAGAAGCCGGACAACAACUGGACCCAGGUGCCUCACUCCCUGCCUCCUGAGUUCACCAGAGUCAUUCAAGUUGUGGGUGUUUUCGACACCGUCGGCGCUUUAGGAAUCCCGUACAUGGGCUGGACUCAAGGGAUAAGCAACUACAUUGCUGGCCGCCUCCCAUUCCUAGGCAUUGAUGUAUACGGAUUUCACAACCCUUCGCUGAGCAGGUACAUCAAGAAUGCAUUUCAUGCCCUUGCACUGGACGACAAAAAAACGGCCUUCUGCCCAACUCUUUGGCGUCUUCCCGGCCCUGGCCAACAAGCCCCUUAUCCCACUACGGAGACUAGGGAGGCGCUCGCAGAGAGACUCAGAAACCUUCUCAAUGCCAGGCAGCCCGAUGAAACUGAAAUAAAUACAGCAUGGUCUGACUUGGUGGGGUGCGAGAUGGCGGAUCAGUUACAAGUGCAAAAAGAUGGCCAGUUGGAAUAUGUCAAGCCGAAUCUUCAGCAAGUUUGGUUCCCCGGCAGCCACCAAAACAUCGGAGGCGGCAAUCCUGGCAUUCUCUUGGGAGCUCCAUUCGACUGUGAGCAACUCGCGCUUGUCACCUUCACUUGGAUGUGUGACCAAGUCAGCCCCUUCCUCCAGUUCAAUGACGAGCAGAUCGCGGCGAAUGCAAACCACCCGCAAAUCUUGUCAACCCUCGCAGACCGCGAGAUCUUGUCACGCAAGAAGCUCAUUGAAUUUUCGCACCAAUCUCAAGGCCUCCACGUCAGCUCCUUCGUGAAACUUGCGCGCCAGGUGUUGAGCCGGCUCCGGUGGGUGAAGACUGGCGAAGACAACCAAGAGUGGGCCUUGGGACCCAUUAUUGGGGAUACCUCCGUCGUCCAGGGCGGUUUACUCAUAAGCUUUCUCUUCCGCUCGCUCUUCGCCUUGAUCUUUGGCUUUGUCUUCCGCUUCCUCUUGAAAGACAGAACUCCAGGCUUGUACAACAGACCUGACGGUCAUCAGAAUGAUGCCGGAAUCACCAACGAGCGGGUCCAUCCUGCCGUACGAUAUCGCAUGGACAAUGAUCCCUCGUAUAAGCCGGGAGCCCUCAAAGAUUUCCAGAAGCCAAUUACGAAGAAGAAGGGACCCUACAACGACAACAAGUACGUGUGGAGGUCGAGAAAGACUGCUCCCUCUCUUCAGGAAUACAUUAUCAAGCCUGAGGAUCGGAUCUCUCGGGAGCUUGCCAACCGAUCCACGAUCGCAAAGCAAUUCAUCAGUGCACUUUGA